AUGCGUUUUUUCGAGAUUGCUACUGUCCUUGCGGCCGCUGGUGCCGUCCAGGCUGCUCCCAUGGAGAAGAGGGCUGCCGCCGUCGAUGAACUUGUCGGUUUUGCCGCCGGCACAACCGGUGGUGGAAGCGGAGCUGGCACGACUGUCAGCGACUGCGCCGGUCUGACUGCUGCCGCGAAGAAGGGCGGUGUCAUCAAGGUCAAGGGUACCCUCACUGGAUGCGGCAUCGUCAAGAUCGUCAGCAACACCAGUGUCCUUGGAGUUGGCGCCAACGCAGGUCUUACCGAUGGUGGCUUCCAGGUCAGGAAGGCGGAUAACGUUAUCAUCCGUAACCUGAAGUUCUACCGCGCACCCAAGGGAAAGGACCUUGUCGAUAUUGACGCUUCUACUCGUGUCUGGGUUGACCACAACGACUUCUCCUCCGUUGGCAUCACUGGUGACAAGGACACCUACGAUGGUCUCCUCGAUGCUAAGCACGGCGCCGAUUCGCUGACCUUCUCCUGGAACAAGUUCCACGACCACUGGAAGGGCUCCCUCGUCGGCCACUCCGACAACAACGCCGGCGAAGACAGCGGCAAGCUGCGCGUCACCUACCACCACAACGACUUCCAGAAGGUCAACUCCCGCCUCCCCUCGGUCCGUUUCGGAACCGCCCACGUCUACAGCUCGUGCUACAACGGCGGUAUCUCCGGCGUCAACAGCCGCAUGGGAGCUCAGGUCCUCGUUGAGAACACCUCCUUCACCGGUGUCGAGCGGGCUAUUGUCACCAACCUCGACUCGGACGAGGAGGGCUCCGCCAACGAGCGCAACAACCUCUUCACCUCCUCGACUACCGAGAUCACCAAGAAGAACACCUGGACUCCUAGCUACAAGUACACCGCCGACGCCGCUGCCUCUGCUUGCAGCAUCGUUGCCAAGUCUGCUGGUGUUGGUGUCGUCACCUUCUAA
Molecule: messenger RNA, 948 nt
Organism: Ascochyta rabiei
Lineage: Eukaryota; Fungi; Ascomycota; Dothideomycetes; Pleosporales; Didymellaceae
Product: Pectate lyase
Exons: 3
Coding region: 1-948 (315 amino acids)
Molecular function (GO): pectate lyase activity
Source: RefSeq, a predicted model, not a curated record